AUGCCGAUAUUAUCAAGAUACCUCCCGUUUGCUUCAAAAACAACAGAUACGCAGGCAGUGACCUAUCUCCUAGCCGUGUGCCUUUUUUCUAUCUCCUUUCUAGUCUUCCUUAAUAGCAGCGUAUCAUUCGUUAUCACUGAUCUCAUUGGAAUAAAAGAUGGUGUGGGGGACUUGGUGGGCACUCUCGGAUUCGCGGAUGAACUGGUUGCUUUAUUAGCUUGUCCCGCGUGGGGAAUACUCAGCGACAGAGUCGGUGUUAGGGUGGUUUGCGUUUUGGGAUACGCAAUCGUUGGCCUUGCAUUGAUCUUAUUCGUGCAAGCAAAGAAUGUCUUCCCACAACUCUUACUUGCGAGAUUGUUCUUCUCUGUGGGGGGAGCUGCUACUGCGACGAUGGUGACCGCAAUCCUACCUUCGAUGACAGCCCGAAAGACCGAUAAUUCGGAGAGUUCCCCUAAUUUGAGAUCAGCCUUGCCGGAAAACGUCCGCCACAGUAUUGCGACUGAGUCUAUAGAUUCUGAGAUUACCAUAACACCUACCAAUUAUAAUGGAAGACGUGGGAGUUAUCCUGGCGAUCAUUCGAAAACCAUGAAGCAAAGCGGAUCGAGCCCCCCGCGGUUGGCCGGUUUAGUCGGGGUAUUUACAGGUUGCGGGGCACUCGUGGCACUAAUUGCUUUUUUGCCAUUGCCAGCGCAGUUCUCACGGAUGAAAGGGGUAUCCCAAGGCCAAGCGGUGGCCGAUAGUUUCUACGUGGUUGGAGUUGUGUCACUCAUGGUGUCUUGCUUCUGCUUCAUUGGCCUCCGGGGCUUGGCAGGCGAGGAGGGUAAAGGGUGGCGCCUACUUCUCGGUAGGCCAGUGGUCAGAGACACCGCAGAAGUAGUAUACUCUCAUCACGGACGAGAAGACACGGAGAAGUUUCAGCCAUACUGGAAGCUAAUCACAGAUUCAACGAUUCUAGGGUUCAAAGAUGCACAAAUUGGCCUUGGUUACCUAGGAGGAUUCGUCGCACGUGCAUCAUCUGUGGGCAUAUCACUCUUUAUCCCACUUUAUAUUAACUCAUAUUUCAUUGGGCAUGGGUUUUGCCAAGGAUCUCCAAAUGAUCCAUCACCUGAACUCAAGAAAGAAUGCCGUAGGGCGUACGUUCUUGCGGCCGAGUUAACUGGAGCAUCCCAACUGAUCGCUUUGCUUUGUGCUCCGCUAUUCGGUUAUCUCUCAGAUCGCUACCGUCGUUUCAAUAUCCCACUUCUCGUAGCUAGCGUUUUCGGUAUAAUUGGAUAUAUCGGUUUCGCUCAGCUUGCUAGCCCUGAGCCACAAAAUAUUGAUGGAAGAGGAGGAAGUCCUGUGGUAUUCAUUAUGGUCGCAUUAAUUGGCAUCAGUCAAAUAGGGGCGAUUGUCUGCAGUCUUGGCUUACUGGGAAGAGGUGUACUUGGUGAUGAAGGUGGUUACAAUUUAUCUUCCCAACUUCAAGAUGCGGCGAGCGAUGCGGAUCCCAACUCAUCCGAUACCACUGAAACAGCACCACUAAUAGCGUCUCCAUCACUUCGUAAGCCUUCAUCAAGAAACCACCUUAAAGGAUCUAUAGCCGGUGUCUACUCUCUCUCUGGGGGUGCUGCCAUUUUACUACUCACAAAACUUGGCGGUUACCUUUUCGAUAAUCUAUCCACGGGUGCUCCGUUUUACAUGAUGGCAGUAUUCAAUGUUAUACUUCUUGUUAUUGGCAUUGGGGCUGGAGUUUACCGUGAAAUUAGGACAGCUCAGAUGCAUCGAUGA
Sclerotinia borealis F-4128 is the source of this 1767-nucleotide messenger RNA. NCBI's taxonomy places the organism in Eukaryota, Fungi, Ascomycota, Leotiomycetes, Helotiales, Sclerotiniaceae. The record is from the annotation of a GenBank genome assembly.